This is a messenger RNA of Galendromus occidentalis (western predatory mite), 1017 nucleotides long. RefSeq names its product zinc finger CCCH domain-containing protein 18. The coding region runs from base 1 to 1017 and encodes 338 amino acids. NCBI's taxonomy places the organism in Eukaryota, Metazoa, Arthropoda, Arachnida, Mesostigmata, Phytoseiidae. The transcript is spliced from 4 exons. Gene Ontology annotation, molecular function: metal ion binding; RNA binding. Gene Ontology annotation, cellular component: precatalytic spliceosome. The record is from RefSeq and is a predicted model, not a curated record.
AUGUCUUCGCCCAAUAACAACAACAACGGGGAGUCCGAUGCCGGUGAGACAAAUAUAUCCUUGGAGGAUGAAGGAGUCCUUGAUUUUGAAGUCGAUGCGUCCGAGAUCCAGAAGAACGACGAUACGAACGCGAAGUCCGGGAUGUCAAGCGACAAAAAGGACGACGUGGCUGAACCAAGUGCUUGUGAUGAAGAGAAGAACGACGAUGACGGGGAGUUAGAGGACGGUGAGGAUGGCGAAGUCACCGAUUCGGACGAUGAGGAAACAGUCAAAGUGGCGGUUCAGGAGGAGGAGCCCAGUACGAAAAGCCGCGACGAAAAAGCUCCCAUCUGUCGCUUCUUCAGCAGGGGCCAAUGCACUUGGGGCAAUCAAUGCCGCUUCGUUCAUCCCGGUGGUAUGGGACGAGGUCCCUCUCCGUUCUCCCACCAGGGGAGACCUUAUGGCGGAGCACCUGCCCCAUAUCCUCCGCCAGGAGCUCCUUACUCCUCUGUACCGAUGGCACCAGUGGAAAACGCUUGGGAGAGAGGUCUCCGGAACGCGAAACAAUUAUUGAAAGAAGCCAAUCGACGUCGGGAAGAGGAUCCGGCAUUCGAAGACAGGAGACUCCAUCAAGGGCUGCAGGAGUCUCCUCCGCGUGAAGUAUCGUUGCGUCCUUCGCCCUCUCCGUCACCGCCACUCCGCAGCAAACUCUACGGAACAUUCGAUAAAAGUCGCGACGGACGACCCAGACAACCCUCAGUCGGUAGAGCCGUAGCUCCCCCGAUCAAGAUGAACCUUUUGGACAAAUCUAAAAAACUGCCUACGAAGAGACCUUUCAGUGCGAGCCCUAGCCGAUCUCCAUCCCAGAGUCCUAAAAAAGUCAGAGUCUCACCUUCGCCUCCCCCACCGAGGUCGGUGGCACCUGUCGAGGUGAAAAAGAAGACCGAGAAGAAAUCCGAUGCUGCGAAACGUGAAGAGCUGAUGAAACAAUUAAAAGCUGUGGAGGAUGCUAUUGCUAAGAAAAAAGCUAGAGCAUGA